CAGAAUUGGAAAACGGCGCAUCAAAAUACUAGCGCCCACUAUCACGAAACUUGACCGCAACGACCACUGCGCUCGACGUCGGGCAUGGUCUCCACCGCUGCGCAGUCUGCUGACCAGCGUAGGGGAGUCUGGGAGCCUUUGCCGAGGUUCGUAUAUGGAUAUGCUGUACACUCGUUAUCACCAUCUGGCCGACGAGAUACCCGCCUUUCGAGCCGGACGCGCACCUCGACCUUCACGGACGCCUCCGGCGACGAAAAUCUCGUUCAUCGCGACGUAGUGUCACUCGAAGUAGGAGAUGAGGUGUACGCUUUUGAGAGAUACAUUCCGAAGGACAAGGAGGUCGAGGGUAUUUGGUAUCGAGGAUACGUCGUGUGUACGUCUCGCCGGCCACCAGUAAUAUGGACAUCUCCUGCCGACCCGUCCGGGUCUAUUGGUCAAGCGCAAGUCAAAGUAGACGAGGCCCAGCAGGUCUUCCUUGGCAUCUUCCCUGCUUCCCAUAUCUUUGUCCGUGAUGAGCUUAGCGACGCGGAAGGGCGCCUGGCGGACAUUGCGACCAUGUUCCACAACGUUGCGAACGGGAAGUCCACUGUCAAGGACCUGUACGCGCAAUGGAACCGGGAUAAAGCCAGCAGCGACGCGCCUUCUCACGACGACGAUGACGCGGAUACCCAGAGCGUCGCGCCUGGUCGGAAGUCGUUCAAGCUCAAUCCGCCUGCGGACCGGGCCAAUUCCACUCGUGCGCGUUUGCCAGUGUAUCCUGCAAGUAUUCGUUCUGCCUCACCGACUCCCACGGAAGUCCAAGUACAGAAGCCGUUGCCCCCACGUCCGUCCCUUCCCCCCGGCGGCGAGACUGCAUCCGGGGUCGAACAACCCAUUGUCGACGAGAUAGCGUCUGCACUACGAGAGUGGCAUCUACUCAUGUUUCAAUAUCUCGCGCGACGCGAUUACAAGCUUUUCCAGGUUAUUCGCGAACAGAUCGAGGCGCUUCAUCUCGGACGGCGGCAGCUGCUUUCCAAGACGCUCAGUUCAGAGGAGACGGCCAAUCUACGGAGACAGUGCGUUGCAAGGCUGGUCCGUGGGAACAUCAUACAAGGCCUCGAUCUCAUCGUUCGCCAUCCGACAUGGGGUGGUCUAGUUACGGUAGAUGUCGAGGGCGAGCUGGACGCGCGAAGCUGGAUUAGUGCGGUCAGGAUGUACGCGAUGCAGGUAUCUCUGGCCUACAUGGAUGUAUCCCCAUCUAAUGCAUCUGAAAUACCCCGUCUCGGUGCCUCCAUUGAUUACGUGCCUACGUCAGGCCCGCACCCUAGCCCUGCGCCGUCCGCCUUCCCAGAUGUCUCUCGAAGUCGCAGUACGAGGUCCCUCGGGUCGCUUGGCAAUACCAAACUUCACCAGCCUUCACGAGCCAAGUUCUAUCACGUCUUGCUUGACGUUCGGGCCUUUGUUGCGACACCUUGCGCACCGGGGGAGACCGCUGAGCUCUUCUUCUCUCUAUACAACCAGGCUCAGUCUAGCUUUGUCUCGGAGGAGUUCUGCGUUGUGCUAAACCACAAUGGAGUCCUUGCACGAGACCCCACACGACGUAUACGGACGUUGUUCACGGACAUUGUGGCCUCCGACGCGAACGACCCGAUCUUUCUCGUCUGCUCCAUUGUGCGGAAUGGUGCGAUGAAGAUGGGUAGCACCAUGGGAAGCAUCACGGAGGGCAAGAGGAGCUCCGAGUUGUCGAGCCACCGUGAAUCUGGGUCGACCGUCGCGCAUAGCUGGGUCGAUGUUGGAGAGACGAACAGCAGGGCAGACGCGCCUUCCCAGUUUCGAAGACCAUUCGGAUGCGCGGUAUUAGAGCUGAGGCAGCUGAAGCAGAUGGCCACCGAGGGCGUCGAGAUCUCUUCGACUAGAGAACACACCAUGCCAAUAUUUGUUGCCACGAAUGAAGCCACGUUUUCGAUGCUCCAUCAAGAUAUCCUCAACGGUAAUAACAGAGAGUUUGAGAAGUCGUCCAGAGCGGAAUGUCUUGCCGUCUCUAUCAAGGUUUUCUAUGGCGACACCGAUACCAUUGUUAGAGAGAAUUCCUCUCUCCUUUACGAUACCCCACUAACCCUGCGCCUCGGAUUUCCCGAUGUUGUCUUCCCCGGCGACGUACGGAACGAGUUAUACAUCAAACUUUGGAGCGCCGACUUCUCGUCGACACAGACGAGCACCGCUCGGCGAAGCUUCACUACUUUCACGCGUGGACACGUAGCCGCGGUGACGGGCAACGUGCAGGUGAGCCUCGAGGUCCGCGGCCGUGACGGGAGCAGGAUCGACAACGUUAUCACACGCUGCAGCGGCGAGACCGAACUCUCGCACUGGAACUCGAUGGUCUUCCAACGCACGAGCCAGCCGACGUUUGGCGAACUCAUCAAAGUGAAGCUUCCCGCGUCGGGCGCGCAGCAGUGGCAUCUCUUCUUCACAUUCAAAAAACGAGACACGAAAGAACGAUCCUCCAGCCGGAGCGUAAGCGACGGUGUCGAGCGCCCCUUCGCAUUUGCGUUCCUCCCUUUGUUCCCCGACGGCCGCGCGUUCCUGGAAGACGGCGAACAUAUGCUCGCGCUUUAUCAAGCAGACCGCUUGAGUCAGCUUACUCCCAGUCUGUACCUCGACGCUGCGCCGUGGCUUAUCGCAAACCAGAGACCUGAUCAAGUCUUCGUUCCUGUGGAAAUGCAGCGCCUUGCGCCGCUGCUGCGCGACAGCCUCAUCAUUCGCUCGUCGCUCUGCUCAACGAGGUUCACGCAGAACUCCGUCCUGCUUAGCCUACUGAACUGGCAAGGUAUUCCCGACAAGGAGUUGUUGUCCACGAUUCUGACCAAGUUCACCUUCGUCGGUGAGGUCGAGAUCGUCAAAUUCUUGCGCGAUAUCUUCGAUGCUCUAUUCGCUAUCCUCGUAUCGCCUAUCAACCAAGACAGCGAGAUGGACCAUCUUGUGUUUACCGCGAUCGUGACCGUUUUGGGCAUUGUCCAAGACAGGCGGUUCAGCAACUUCCAGCCUGUCCUUGACGUGUAUAUCGAACGCCACUUCAAUUGCGCGUCAGCGUCUUCGCACAUGAUUCACUCCAUGAACCGCCUUCUGCAAAACCCAACAUCAAAUGAAACUGGUUCCUGCCUUCGUGCCGCUCUCAAGGUCUGGCAUUAUAUCUUCAAAUUCAUCGCACGCUCGAGAGAACUGCAAAAACAAGAAGAGAUAGGCAUGGGCGGAGACGCACCUGCCGAGCCCCUUGAAGCUGGCUUCAAAAAGGACCUCCGCGCGCAUCUCGCAGAGGUCACCAGCAUGAUGUCCACAAGUACGCCGGCUUCGAUUAUCGGGACGCAGACGAUCGCCCUCCAGAAUUUUACCUCUAUCCUGCCUGAGCUUCACAAGGUGUUCUCCGUCGUCGAACUCGUGCAAAUUGUCACGACUUUCGCGAAUGCGAUCGUUGCGACGAAGGGGAGGAUCGUCAUCUGGAAACUGAUCAUGUACCUCCAGAUUGUGCGCGGUUUCCUCUUUGAUGUGCCCCAGUCCCGUGCCUUGCUGGUUGAUGCGGUCGUCAUGUGGAUCAAGCCUCAUUUUGGGCGAUUCGAUGAGUACCUGUGGACGCAGUCUGAUGGCUCUGAGAGUGCGAAGGAUGCAGUGCGCAUUGCUUGGCUCGAGAGCAUACGCCUGUCGGUCACCGUGGUAGCGGUGAUGCUUGAUAAGCUCCAGCAGAGCUUAGUCAGUCCGACAAUCUUGGCGGAUCGCAACCUCUUGCGACAGGAGCAAUACAACGUCGAGUUUCUGUUGACUCUCUUCCCGAGACUACUCGAGUCGUACUUGGAGUUCCAGCAUCCGGCCAAUGAGCAAGCUAUCGAGCGUAUGCCUUCACCUUCGACGACGCCCUCUAGUGCGCCCAUCACGUUCCCGGAGUCGUACCCAUUUGCGCUGUUGUCACAACCGCCAAAGAGUUUGCCUACCUCACCUACGAGUGCUAAGAUGUACAACGCGGGCUUGGGCGAGUCCGCUGUUGUGCUUCUCGCGCUUGUCCUGUCGUCUCCAAAGAAGGUUCUCCUCAAUUUUCUCGAGGGUAUCGUGGAGAUCGAGGGCAGAGACAAGCUCUCCGCUCUGCUCACGAAACUGUUCAAGGUUGCCGCCUCCAUAAUGAACAACGAUGCUUUCCCUAGCAACUGGUUGAAUAUCAACAUCCUCGCGCAUAAGGUGCUGAUCAAGGUUUUCGACCCAGUUGGCACCCUCCUCGAGCGCGAAUACAUCUCGAACGAGUCCAAGGACGCAGCCUUCGACCCUGCUAUGUGGAAGGAAUCGUUCUACGUGCUGCUGCGGCUUCUCUCCUCGGAGCAGCUGGUGAUUGAAGAUUUCAGUCCACAGAAACGACGAGCCGUGUGGAGGCUCGCCGGAGAUAUUCGGGGAGAAGGUGCGGCGAUUCUACUGCGGCUCUGGUCGGCGUUGGGGUGGAUCGACGAGACCAGCGGUAGUUCAUCAUUGCAAGCUGGGAGCUAUCAAGUCGCGCUCCAUUCGCUCGUCGGACAAGUCGUCAACUUGUGCUUGAGCAAUCAUGAUCAGCUACGAACCAACGCCGUGCACAUGCUGUACUGCAUGAUAAUAACCGAGUACCAUGUCUCCGGGCACUUCGACGAGAUCGAAAAUGAGCUCGUCUGCAAGCUGGACACGCUUUUCAUGUCCGACAGCAAGCGCGAUGAUAUCUCCAGAGCGUUCUUCGUCGGUCACCUCCGGCACCUGUUCGAUGCGUCUGAGAUUGAUAGCGAACUUCGCACCCGUGUCACCAGCUUCUUAGACUCUGUUGAUCUCUUCCUGGAGCUGCUUCUCAGUGUCCGCGCCCUUCCCGAAGGCGAGGAGUUCGCAGACGAUCGUGUGAUUGCAACGCUUCGCCUGAUGAACUUCAUUCGGCGGAUUGGCAAAGAUGAGAUCUACAUCAAAUAUGUGCACCAGCUUGUCAAUAUGCACCUUCAGGCUCAGAACUAUGUCGAAGCUGCUCUCACGCUUAAGCUCCAUGCUGAUCUACACGAGUGGGAUCUCAACACCUUCGCGCCACCUAUGGAAGACCUGGGUCUUCCUCAACAAUCGCAAUUCCAUCGCAAGGAGACUCUGUGCCUUCUCAUCCUCGAUUAUCUCGGUAAGGGUAAAGCGUGGGAAAGUGCACUGGAGAUCUGCAAGGAGCUCAGCUUCCAGCAUGCCGAAGUUACCUUUAACUAUGCACGCCUAGCGGAAAUCUUGCGGCAUCAGGCCGCCCUCCUCGAGCAUAUCGUUACAGAUCAACGUUACUAUUCGGACUACUUCAGAGUCGCCUUCUACGGCAACUUCCCCGUUGGCAUACGCAACAAGCAGUUUGUGUAUCGGGGAUACGAAUGGGAGAAGUUUGGCGCAUUCUGCGAACGCAUGCUCAACAAGCAUCCCGGGGCACGACUGCUGAAGUCCAUAGGAGAUCCUCCCGUCGAUAUCCGAUUCGGCUCAGACCAAUACAUUCAGUGCACGGCUGUUGUGCCUGAACCUAACCGCGAGCUGCCGAUAUUCACAAACCCAGAUGUCCCGCCUCAAAUUCGCACCUAUUACGAGCAUAGUGCCAUCAACCUGUUUAGUUAUACGCGCCAGAUCACGAAGCAUGGGCCAGAUGGCUCCGAGGAAGUCUGGUUGGAGAAAACGUAUCUGACGACUGAAGAAGCGUUCCCCACGGUGCUGCGCCGCUCCGAAGUGGUAGAUUCCGCCUCGGACGAGAUAUCCCCCGUUGAGAUGGCUCUGCAAGAGGUCCAGCAAAGGACUCGCGAACUCGAGGCGCUGAGCAUUCGAUACGCUUCACUCGCCAAAACGGGCCAGAGUGUGACUACGAACCCGCUGGCCAUGACCCUAAACGCUGUCGUUGAUGCGCCGAUCGAUACUGGCGUGGCGUCGUUCAGGGAAUCUUUCCUCACAGGUGACUAUGCCUCGCGGUUCCCAGACAGGGUUGAACAGGUGGAUAAAUUAAGAGCCGCUAUCGACGACCAGGUUCGGAUCAUCGACAGCUGCCUGAAGCUGCAUGGACAGUUGUGCCCCCCCGAGAUGUUGGGGUUCCACGGCACGCUAGAAGCGUUCUUCCGCAAGAACUUCCAUGACGAGAUCCAGCGGCUUGCCGUCGAGGCACAUCCCCCUGACCCGUCCCUGCGGGCCGCACAUGCAAACCUCGGGACCCCGACGAGACACCUCUCCGUGAUCGAGCGGCGAUCACUCGAGCCGCCGCUCGAGCUCGGCCACGCGCUCUCGAGGGCACCAUCCGUCUCGCCUGGUCCAAUCCAAGGGAACGGGCCGUCGCCCAUAGACGGAAACCCACCGGCCAAGCAGACCCCGCUGCAGCGCGGCCUGGCGUACCUCGCGCGCCACGGCUUCAACGGCGUCGCGUCGGGCCCUGGGGACUCUGCGGGCAGCGACUUUGGCGAGGGGUCGCCGCACGACUCCUACAUGAACGGUGCAGGGGUACCGAUGGCGAGCCUUUCUGGCGCGGCAUCAAUCGCUGGAUCGACGGUCGGGAGCGCGGGCGGCUCUCUGCGCGGUCGUUUCUCCAGGUUCGGGAGUUUGAACUUCGGACGCCGGGACGGUUAAUGGGUUGAUAAGAGGGUUAUUUUUACUGUCCAACAUCUGCGCCAACAUCUGUGUUUUGUCCAUUGUUUUAUACCCCCGCGUUCGAUCGUUCGCUUGCUUCGACGGACAAUGUGUACCUGGAAGACAAUUUCCCAUUCUAAUGUUGUACAGUGCAUUUAGUAUAGUCCUAAUGGUGAUGCUUGUAGAGAUAUAUGAAGAUGAGGGUACUCCUAGACAUGAACUUCGUAGCGUUUAGCGAUGGGCAACAAACAGGAAUGAGA
Molecule: messenger RNA, 6854 nt
Organism: Phanerochaete carnosa HHB-10118-sp
Lineage: Eukaryota; Fungi; Basidiomycota; Agaricomycetes; Polyporales; Phanerochaetaceae
Exons: 13
Coding region: 85-6594 (2169 amino acids)
Biological process (GO): small GTPase-mediated signal transduction
Cellular component (GO): plasma membrane; cytoplasm
Molecular function (GO): small GTPase binding; guanyl-nucleotide exchange factor activity
Source: RefSeq, a predicted model, not a curated record